AUGCAGGAGGAUUUGAAAAGAAGAAAGACUCAAUAUAUAAAAGAGGCUCAAAGUGCUGCAGAAAAGUAUAUAGAAGAACCUCGCCAUCAAAGACCAAAGAAAGGAAGCAAGAAGCAACUUGAUUUUGACGUUGAAAAUGAAAUGGAAGAUGACAAUACAGUGAUUGGGGAAAUGAACCGUGAAACACCUGUGGAUGAAGACAUGACAACGAACAGUGAACACAAUAAUUGUAGUGAAAUGGAAGAUGAAAAAAUAGAAGGAGAAAUAAUGAUGGAGUGCUCGGACAAUAUAAGACAAACGAUUGAAAAGGAAGUUUAUGAGAAGUCUAAAGCCCCAAAUGGGGAUUACAUAGUAAUAGCAAAGGAAAUGAAAUCAGAAAUAUGCUCGAAGACUGGAACAACUGGAAAAAAAAUGAUAACUUAG
Entamoeba invadens IP1 is the source of this 423-nucleotide messenger RNA. RefSeq lists its product as hypothetical. Lineage: Eukaryota; Evosea; Mastigamoebida; Endamoebidae. The transcript has a single exon. Bases 1 to 423 code for a protein of 140 amino acids. The record is from RefSeq and is a predicted model, not a curated record.